Molecule: messenger RNA, 2019 nt
Organism: Aspergillus candidus
Lineage: Eukaryota; Fungi; Ascomycota; Eurotiomycetes; Eurotiales; Aspergillaceae
Product: GTPase-activating protein GYP6
Exons: 5
Coding region: 1-2019 (672 amino acids)
Biological process (GO): activation of GTPase activity
Molecular function (GO): GTPase activator activity
Source: RefSeq, a predicted model, not a curated record
AUGGCGCGGGAGAAAGUUGUGGUGGGCGAACCUCCGCGGCUUGCAUUUCUGCUUUUCGACAACCUUGACCGGUCACAAUGGUCGCGCAAACUCGCUGAAUCGCGAGGUGCCUAUGUCGCACUACGGGACCAUUUUUUGAAGUACAUCGAUCAUCCGGACGAUUUGCAGUCUACUGUUGAUCCGCUGGCGGAUGAUGAACAGUCCCCUUGGCAAACCCUCCGACAGGACGAGCAAUUGAGAGCCGAUAUAUCGCAGGAUGUCGACAGGUGCUUACAGGAGAAUUUCUUUUUCCGCGAACCCGCCACCAAGGCGAAGAUGAUCGAUAUUCUCUUUAUCUACUCGAAACUGAACCCCGACCUUGGCUAUCGUCAGGGGAUGCACGAAAUUCUGGCGCCAUUGCUGUGGGUUAUUGAUCGCGAUGCAAUUGACCCAGGGUCAGUGGAGGGAGUUGAACCGACGAACGAGCUUGAUGGGGUCUUACUUCAAUUACUGAACGCCGAUUAUGUGGAGCAUGAUUCGUUCGCACUCUUCUGUUCGGUCAUGCAGACCACCAGACUGUAUUACGAACAUGACAGGCACCGGUCUCCAGGGGGCCAAAUGGAUGUUAUUCCAAUUGUGAGCCAGUGUCAUCGUAUCCACGACGAGCUUUUGGUUACAACGGAUUUGGAGCUGGCGGGCCACCUCCAGGCUCUCGAAGUCCUCCCACAAAUUUUCCUUACCCGUUGGAUGCGUCUCCUAUUUGGUCGGGAGUUUCCAUUCCAAGAGGUGCUUGUUGUUUGGGACCGGCUCUUUGCUGAGGGACUGCGGUCAGAACUCGUGGACUUCGUAUGCAUUGCGAUGCUCCUACGGAUUCGCUGGGAACUUUUAAGGAGCGAUUCCUCAACUGUUUUAACAACACUGCUCCGCUACCCCUCUCCCCAGCCUCACGCACCACAGAGCUUUGUGCACGAUGCAUUGUAUCUGGAACAGGACCCAACUCCCGAGAGGGGAAGUUUCAUCAUCGCGAAGUAUUCAGGGAAACCGCCUGAUCUCAACAAGCGGCUCACCUUGCUGAAUGCCAAGCGGUCCCACCUCCGCGACGAUCUGCAGAGCACAAGCGAGUCAACGUCUCCCUCCAGGACCCCCGCAAGGAAUAGCCCGAAGAGUCUGGAAGCUUUGUUCCAGGACGUCUCGGAGGGCAUCCAUCGACGGACAGAAACCUGGGGCGUAGCCAAAGCUGUGCGCGGGGCCGUGAGCGAAGCUAAAAGAAACAUGCAGACGAUACAGGCAGAACACAGACCACCGACCACGAGGCAUACGAGUAUACCUGCAAUGGCUACCCCUAACGAACCGACCAACGAGCAAGUACCUCAGGGGACCCGAGAACUUGUCUACUUGCAGACUAAGUUAGACGCUCUUGAGGAGAGGAAUAAGAUGCUUGCGAAGAAACUAAGCCAUGCUUUGGACGAUAUUCGCUCGUCAGCCAAGAGCAGCGAGGCACAGGAGGCACCGACGGACGACUCCAUGAAGAAAGCCCUUGCCGAAAUCCAGUCCGUCCAGACAUGCCUUGAAGACCCUACUGCUCCCCUUGAACGCGAGACGCCUCCAGCUACAAGUCUUGGUUCGCGCCCUACAAAGCAAGAUUCUACAACAAGCCAACCCACGACUACCGAAUCUAAGCCCAAGGGUAGAAAGAAUGGGAAGGAGGAUUCCGCCGUGACACCUAAACAGCCCCAAACAUCAAUCAAACAUCAUCCCAAGACCAAAGCCACGGAGAUAAUGCCACGACGCCCAGAAUCCCGCCCACCAUUGGCAGAGUCAGAGUUUUCAUGGAUGCUGGGUGGCAGUCAACAGAUGUCGAAGUUCGUGAGCCCUGUGUCUGUCCCGCCCGAACAAAGCCGUCACGGCGAGACCAAGACCAAGAAGAAUACAAAGAAUUCCCUAUUUGGUAAUGGUGAAGAAGAACCAAAAGGCGCGAAGAAAGAACCGGAUAGUCUAGCUAUGGAGAGUCUUCGUGGCUCGAAAGGUCGGGACGAAUAG